Molecule: messenger RNA, 1437 nt
Organism: Rhizophagus irregularis DAOM 181602=DAOM 197198
Lineage: Eukaryota; Fungi; Glomeromycota; Glomeromycetes; Glomerales; Glomeraceae
Molecular function (GO): lipase activity
Source: RefSeq, a predicted model, not a curated record
UACACAUCUUCCCGCUUUUUACUUUUUUUACAAAUUUAAACAAUCAUGGUUUUUGCGAUUAUUUACUAUACGUUUGUACUUCUCUUUGCUGGUCUUACUUAUGCCAGCGUUGAAGGAAGAAUACCUGUGGUACCUCGACUACAGUACCUUGUUGUUCUCGGACUCUCGUUAAUCUCUGAAUGGCCCUUGCCCGUUAUAGUCCUUAAAAUUGUUCUUAUCAACAUAGCCUCAUUGCUAGGGGUUUUCAGAGGAAUUAUUCCACAGCUUUUUUACAUAGUUGAUCUCCUAAAUAUGAUUGGACUCGUCGUCAUUUUCAUUGACGCAGAUGAAGCAAGACGUGCCAUUGAACAAGCCAUUAAGUCAUAUUCAGAUCAAAGAGAAUUACCGUCAUUUACAAGUGAAACUUUCUGGCAAAGAAUGGUGAAUCCGCAUUUUGUUCCUCAAAAUGUUUUCCAAUAUGCCGAUAUUGGUUAUGCUACUCAUUCAGAGAAAUCCGAAGCGACGAAAAAUGAUUUCGAACAAGUAAAUUAUUUAACAUUAGACGUUUAUGCUCGCAAGGAUAUAUCCAGAUCUACUUCAAAACCUGUUUUCAUGUAUAUUCAUGGAGGUGAAUGGAUAAGAGGAGAUAAAGCAUCUCCAUAUCCAUUGAUACGUCACUUGGCUGAAGUUGGUUGGGUUGUUGUAUCUAUAAAUUACAGACUUGCACCAAUAUCUUUCUACCCAUCUCAAUUGAUCGAUGCUAAACGAGCUUUGCGCUGGGUCAAACAAAAUAUCGAACAUUUUGGUGGAGAUCCAAAGUUUAUAGCGGUAGCAGGUGAUGAUGCGGGAGGCCAGAUUGCCGCGGUGCUUGCGCUCACACCAAAUAAGCCAGAAUAUCAACCUGGUUUCGAAAACGUUGACACAUCUGUAAAAGCUUGCGUCUUGAUUAAUGCUAUUACAGACCUUGUAGGCGAACAGAAUUCAUGGAUCUCAGACUACUUUUCAAAGAAAAUUGCAGGACGACAAACGAAAGAUAUUACAUUUUUGAGAGAACAUUCGCCACUACAUCUCAUCAAAGAGGAUUCAGUCCCAUUUUUGGUGUUUCACGGCGAUCGUGAUACAUCAGUACCUUUUAAAUCAUCCAGUAUUUUCGUUGAGGAAUUUAAGAAAAACUGUAAAGCCGAAAUUCAAUUUAUCCCGAUUCCGGGUGGACAUCAUGUAUAUAAUCUUUUCUCUUCGCCUCGGUCACAUUAUCAAGCUAUUGGCGUUGAGCAAUGGUUGAACCACAUCCAUUCCGAAGAAGGAAAUGGUGAUUAUGCAUGGGUAUCGAAAGAACAUGAUUUUUCUGAUUAAUCUAUUUAUUUGUUUGAACUUUUUUUCUUUUAUUUUAUAUAUACAAAAUCAAUGUACAAUGUCAACUUUUUUUGCUAAUAUAACUUAUAAAGCAUAAAAUAAUUU